Messenger RNA from Gryllus bimaculatus (two-spotted cricket), 4725 nucleotides. NCBI's taxonomy places the organism in Eukaryota, Metazoa, Arthropoda, Insecta, Orthoptera, Gryllidae. The record is from the annotation of a GenBank genome assembly.
UGGUGGUAGCCGGACGUGUAUGCCAUUGCUGUGACAGAAGACAACCAUGAUCCGCAAUUAUACGUGUAAAGAUGUUUUCUUUGGUGCGGACCAGAGUAUGUAUACUCUAAUUUAAAUUUAUUGACACUUAAAGAUCGCGAGUGAAUCGUGAAGAGAAACCAUCAUCCAAUCGAAAGCUUUGUUAUGACUUGCAUUUUCCAUAUUGAGGCCCGAUUCGAUGACAAUUUCUCCAUUUCCGUGUAGUCUUGACCUUAAUAUGCUACUCUGUUUUAAUUAAAGCGUAGUGUUGGUAGCAAUAUGGCGAUGUAGUUACUGUGGUGUAAUGUGAGGCUUGCGAGUGUGCCGUUAUACGUAGGAUGUUAUGUUAAGCGGCUGAAGUGAACGAUUGGGCUCAAUUGUUUUUUAUAUUUAAUUUUCGAAUGAAAGAUGGCUACAUCUAAAACCACAAAUACUUAUAAUCGUCAGAAUUGGGAAGAUGCGGAGUUUCCCAUUCUUUGUCAGACGUGUUUGGGAGACAACCCUUAUAUAAGAAUGACAAAAGAACGUUAUGGGAAAGAAUGUAAAAUUUGUUCUCGCCCAUUUACUGUAUUUCGCUGGUGUCCUGGUGCACGAAUGCGUUUUAAGAAAACUGAAGUAUGUCAAACAUGCAGUCGCUUGAAAAAUGUCUGUCAGACGUGUCUAUUGGAUCUUGAAUAUGGUCUUCCUAUUCAAGUCAGAGAUGCUGCUCUUCGCAUCAAAGAUGAUCUUCCUCGUUCUGAUGUUAACAAGGAAUAUUACAUUCAGAACAUGGAUAAAGAGCUUGGAAAAAUUGAUGCAACCACUCCUGCUGGAGCUGUUGGCAAAUCUCAAGCAGCAAGUGAUUUACUUAUGAAACUUGCUCGCACCAGUCCUUAUUAUAAACGAAAUAGACCACAUAUUUGCUCCUUCUGGGUCAAAGGAGAAUGUAAACGAGGAGAAGAGUGCCCUUAUCGUCAUGAAAAACCCACAGAUCCCGAUGAUCCUUUAGCUGAUCAAAAUAUUAAGGACAGGUAUUAUGGUAUAAAUGACCCUGUUGCUGAAAAGUUAAUGAGACGAGCUUCGGCUAUGCCAAAACUGGAGCCUCCAGAAGACAAGAGCAUUACUACAUUGUAUGUUGGGAACCUAGGUGACAAACUCACAGAGAAAGAAUUGAGGGAUCAUUUCUAUCAAUAUGGAGAGAUUCGUUCUAUUACCUUGGUUGCUCGACAACAGUGUGCGUUUAUUCAGUUUACAUCUCGCACAGCUGCGGAGCAGGCUGCAGAGCGCACAUUCAAUAAACUGAUACUGGCAGGGAGAAGACUCACCAUCAAGUGGGGACGAUCUCAAGCCCGACAACCAUCAGCAUCAGCACGCGGGGAGGGAUUGGAUGGCAUGGAAGAACUAGAGCCAGUUCCUGGCUUGCCUGGAGCUCUUCCUCUUCCUCCAACAGAGCUGCACAAUAAUUUCUUUAAUCUUACUGAUAAUACUGAUGUUACAGCAACUUCUGUGUCAGGAGGUGUGGCACCACCAACUAUACCGCCACCAAUUCCCCCUCCCAUGCUUAUACCUCCACCUUUACCAAGACCCCCACCUGGAGUACGCCCGCCUGGUCCACCUCCAUUCUUCUAUCCGCCCCAAAUGCGUGCAGCCGCUGCGGCUGCUGCAGCCGCAGCUGCAAUACGUCCCCCACCAGCAGUGAGGCCUCCAUUUACUCUGAAUCAGCAACCAUUGUUCCCACCAGGCACCACACCUGCCCUGCCACAACUGCCUCCAAAUCCUGCACCUCUUGUGCCUCCAGGUACUUUGCCUGCCACCUCAUUGAAGGCAGGAGUUAUUCAUUAUCCCUCUCAAGAUCCAUCUCGGCUAGGAACUGCUCAGGCUAUUGGCAAGAAAACUUGGGCUGGUGAGGACUGAAAUGCUAAAUUCUGCAUUCCAAUUAAAUUUAUUUCUUGAACUAUGUGUGUGCAUUUUGCAAUAAUGCAGUUUGUACAUUGAGUGUGAAAUGCUGGAAUAUGUGCUGUAGAAUUUUUAAGAAUUAAGAGAUCAAUCAAAGAGCUAAUCUUGUUUUUUGAUACUUUAAGAGUCCCUUUGUUCAAAAAAAUAAUUAGAAAGGUUAUUUGUACAAAUAGUAAGCAAACUCAUUUGCUGAAACUAUUGUGUUCAUACAGAUGCUAACAUGUGUUGUAUAUAAGUGCAUUAAAAAUUCUGAUAUUUACUGUUUAUAAUUUGGGGGCAUUAAUCAAGCUUAUCACAAGGCUGAGGAAGAUGUUACCUCUUUUGUUAUUCAAAUGGAAAUGCUUUUGAGAAUAAUGUUGUGCCUAGAAUGUGAUUAGUACAAUUAUAUAAAAAAUACACAUCUGAAAUGAAUAUGACUACUGAUACCAUAUGUAUAACGAUACCACUGUGCAGCGAAUAACUGCAGCGGUUGGUGAUCUAUUUGAAUGUUAAAAUUAUUUACCAUUGAUUAUUAAUAUGGGAUGUAGUUUACUUACUGGGAAUAGACACCAUUUUUGCUCAUCUCUGGCCGUGUAUCGACCACAUGGGUUUUAAAAGUGAAGUGUAGAUGUAAUUAGCCAAUUAACUGAACACAUGUAUUUUUGUAAGCAUGAGCCACGAGCACCUGCAAGCAGAAUGUCUUAUUUAUAACCUCAAACUUGUAAGGUGCAGUGACUUCGCUCAUGUUGAAUAUCAUAAUGAGGCUCCAGCCUUUAGCCCUUGUGAUAACAUAAAACCUCUGUGAGUCUGCCCAACCAAAGUACUUUUUUGCCGAAUGUUUCAAUGAUACACCAAAUGUUUUGUUACACAUCUGGAAGUUCAGAACAAGGCUCCAACCUAUACAAUUAAUAUAAAUCAUCCCUGAGCCUGUCCAAUACAUUGUACGUGGUUAAGCACAAGUCUUUGUUGGAGACAUCUCUUUGUUUUCCACAAUAUUUAGUAAGCUCACUCACUGGAUUAAUUGCCAUUAUACUCUGUGUUGUGCAUCUCAAUUGCCACACAAUUGGCAAAAUGUCUUAUUAACACUUCAAUUUAACAUUAACAAUUGUUAAUUUGGCAACAGAUUUCAGCAAAUGAAGUAUGAAUGCCACAUAGAUUCCUUGUAAGUAAACUUCAGCCUUAAUACAAAAGUUUUCUGACAAAAUUUAGUUAUCAGUUAAAAUAUAAAGAUCAAUUGAAAAGUUCUCUACUUUCUUUGCUAAAGAGAUAAUAGAAUUACUGUAAACAAUGUGGUUUACAUGUAGAAAAUUUGUCCACAAAUCAAUUAGCCCUCAGAGAAAUGGCCAUUUGAGGGACCUAGGUAAUGUAAAUGGGCAAUGUAGUAAUGCUGCAGAAAGUGUCGUAAAAAUGUGCAUUAGACACAACUGGAUGCAACUCAUGGUUUUCAUUCUGCACUGAACUAUGAAAAUCUUUUCUCCUAAAUAAAAGAGGGUUAUUACCAUAAUCUAAUAUAGCAAAAAUGCGAAACAAAGGUACUGAAAAUGAAGAAAUAAAAAUUAAACGUGUUGUGUAUUAUUAUCAACCACUCAAUAAUGAUUUUGUUGUCACCUAAGUCUUUCUUCAAAUAAAAUUUUUGAGAGUUGAAACAAGAAGAGUGAGUUACCAUGCUAAUAAUUCUUAUGCAGCCCAACAUUUUUAUUGCUGAAAGUUGCCUUUGAAACAACUCUUGCUGGUACAGUCCGGCAAGAUUUAUCAUUUGGGUGGAUUUAUCAUUCACAAAUCUUUCAUAUGGAUUUAGUGUGAUGAAGAUUUUGUUCAAUGUUCCAAAGGAGUGGAGCAUAAUGUAAAGGAGAAAAAGAGCAUCGUGUUUAGAUUAGUUUUAAAUGAUAUUAUGUAUAUAUUACGUUGCUCAACAAAGCCAGUGCUGCAUGUAGGUAAAAUGAUGACCAAGACAACCUUUUCCUAUUGCAAGCCCCCUCCCCACAACAUGGACAUGGACAGUUGCGUGUGGUUCUUGCUUUUGUUUUUGUCACAUUCUUACAAAAACUUUGUAUUUAGUGAAAAAAAGAAUGAAAUGCAAUUACAAUAUACAAACUAAAUAAACUAAACUGACAGUUUCUUGCCUUUACCAAUGAAAACAGAUUAAUUAUUUCAUUAAAGUUUGCUAUUUUUUUCUCUUUAUCAAAGAUCUUUUUUACACAAGCAUAGAUGCCCUAAAGAAACUUGUAGGUUUGAGGAAAUUGACUUCAAUUUGCUGAAUGAUCUCUUGUAAUUAGCACUGAAAAUUGCUGUGGUCAGAAUUACUUUAAUUGCCUUUUCGUAAGUUUGUAAGAAAGCUUUCAUCUCUAUACUGGAUUAUAAAUUCCAAAAACAUGUCAGGCCAAGAAAUUUUGUUUACAAGUUGAAAGUGGCAUAUUUCCUUAUAAAACUGAUCAUCAGCCAUAUCGAGCUACCGCUUGCCCAAUUCUGAACAGCUGAUGUUCAACAAAUGCUCGCUCCCUUUGAUAUGUUCUAAAGAUCGACACGCGGUGGGUACACAAAUGUAAUUGGUUUGAUCUCUCUCACAUUCAUAAUGUUUACAUUACUAGUGUUUUGUGUACAUUAUUUAGUUCAAAUGGUUUAAACAAUUUCUGACAGUUUCUUGAGACUACUUUUCUGUGAAAAUAAGUUCGAAAUUAUGCAUUUCCCAAUGACAUUUUCUAAAAAACUGCAUCAUUUUUUUUCUUUAAACUUUUUGUACUAAAUGCCCUGAAUAAAAAGACAUUAACGCCAUUUUGAAUUUUUCAAAAAUAC